Aspergillus puulaauensis is the source of this 1620-nucleotide messenger RNA. Its product is annotated as putative MFS transporter. The record is from RefSeq and is a predicted model, not a curated record. Lineage: Eukaryota; Fungi; Ascomycota; Eurotiomycetes; Eurotiales; Aspergillaceae. Bases 1 to 1620 code for a protein of 539 amino acids. Gene Ontology annotation, molecular function: transmembrane transporter activity. Gene Ontology annotation, biological process: transmembrane transport. The transcript has 5 exons.
AUGGCUGACGCAGACCAUAAGACCGCGCACGCAGACGGAGCAACUGAGCACCGUGGCCUCAACAAGCACAGUCUGGGCCAUGUGCGUUUGCGCAAUGAGCAUACGAACGAGAUCAUUUUAAGGCCGGCGCCGUCGCUGGACCCUAAUGAUCCACUCCGAUGGUCCACCGGAUACAAGAUCUACAUCGCGGUCCUCGUCUCCCUCGCAAUGAUUAUGUGCAACUUCAUGGCCGCCGGCCCGACAGUCGUCAUGGUCGAGGUGGCCACUGAUUUCAAGCAGGGGGGCGACACCAACUUAGAUAACUGGAUUAGCCGCGCCGCGUACUUCUUCAACAACAGUGCUCUGCUCCAGGGCGUGUCGACUCUGUUCUGGGUUCCGCUGCUGAAUAAGUACGGGCGUCGCCCGAUUUAUAUCUCGGCUUACAUCUUGUAUUUCUUCAUGAUCCUUGGGGCGGGACUGGCGAGGACGUACGCGGGUGAGCUGACGACAAGGACUAUCCUUGGUAUUGGCGCUGGGGCUGGGGAGUGUCUGGCUCCGGUCACUAUUGCUGAUGUGUUUUAUCUCCAUCAGCGUGGUUAUGGGAUGGCGAUAUACAACGCAGCCUUGAGCGCAGGAGUCGCAUUCGGCAUCAUCAUCGCCGGUCUAGUAUCCAUCAAGAACGACUGGCGCACAGUCUACUGGGUAGGCUGCGGUCUCGUCGGAGCCCUCAUCAUCGUGGUCAUCUUCCUCUUCCCCGAAACCGCAUACAACCGUGCCGGAAACCCGCUGGCCGAGCGCGCAGACGAAGUCCAGAAACCAGACGACGCCACCUUUGAGGAAGCAUCUCUCCCCCCGAUUCCACCGAAACGAUCGUACGUCCAGGACCUGCGCUUUUGGUCUGGCAGGACAUACACCGAUGAGUCCUUCUGGCGCAUGUUCAUCCGCCCGUUCGGUCUCAUCCUCAUGCCGGCUGUCUUCUGGGCUACGAUUGUGAUGUCUGUGACGAUUGGGUUCUUGGUGGCGGUUGCAUCUAACUUCGCCUCGGCGUUCAGCACUACAUACGGUUUCGAAGCGUGGCGGUCUGGGCUGUGCUUCAUUGCAGGCAUGGUUGGCUGUGUGUUUGGCACGUUCGCUGGCGGGCCUUUCUCAGACUGGGUUGCGGACUACUUCACCAAGCGUAAUGGGGGCAUCCGUGAGCCGGAGAUGCGAUUGCCUGCGAUUAUCCCUAGUGUCAUUGCGGCGCCGCUGUCGCUGCUGUUGUAUGGGUUUGGGAUUGCGAAUCAGUGGCACUGGAUCGUGCCGACGAUUGGGCUGGGAUUAUUAUCUUUCGCCAUCGCACAAGGCACAAACGUCUCCUUUGUAUACUGCGUGGACUCCUUCCGGCCUGUCGCCGGGGAAGUAACCGUCACCCAGCUAGCCUUCAAAUCCUGCUUUGGAUUCCUUCUUUCCUUCUAUACCAAUCCCUGGAUCCAGAAAUCCGGAUAUGCAGCUGCGUUCGGUGCCAUGGCGGGGAUAUCGGGUGGAUGUCUGCUAUUCUUCAUUCCAUUGUUCUUCUGGGGGAAGUCUAUUCGGCAUGCGGCGAUGAAGUGGCCGUUUGUGCAGUUCGUGUUCUGGAAGGACGAUAGGGAGGUUGGGGAGUGA